Messenger RNA from Drosophila nasuta, 3726 nucleotides. RefSeq names its product Poly(U)-binding-splicing factor hfp (gene hfp). The transcript is spliced from 5 exons. Gene Ontology annotation, biological process: mRNA splice site recognition; regulation of alternative mRNA splicing, via spliceosome; alternative mRNA splicing, via spliceosome. The record is from RefSeq and is a predicted model, not a curated record. Gene Ontology annotation, molecular function: RNA binding. The coding region runs from base 1574 to 3217 and encodes 547 amino acids. NCBI's taxonomy places the organism in Eukaryota, Metazoa, Arthropoda, Insecta, Diptera, Drosophilidae. Gene Ontology annotation, cellular component: catalytic step 2 spliceosome; precatalytic spliceosome.
CAGCAACGAUAGAGCCUCGAGAUCGCCACGUUCGGAUGAUCAGCGUGAUAUUAGCGAUAUGCCGGUCACGAAGAGAUCGCGAUCAGACUCGGUAAUUGCAGACUUCAUAAUCGCACGAUGAUCUCAAGUGAGAGGUGAGGUGAGAGUCAAACAAUAACGAAACAAUAUCGAAAUCGAACAAGUAUCAAGUCAGAGAUCCCCAAAACUAAUUGCGACUCGACUCCCACUCGAAUCGACUCAAGUGUUCCAUAAAACCAUAAAAAAUAAAUCGAAUCUAUCGUCAUUAAUGUAAAAUAUAAACGAAACGAGUGCGAUACACAAAUUACCAACAAAACCAAAAUGAAUAACUAAACUAUACUAUAUCUUAUAAUCAUAUUAAAGAAAAAAAACAUGAGAUCACAAUCUGUCAUUGGCAGUACAAUUAAAACGUAAUGCACACCUAUAUCCAUUAAUUAUGUGGUAGCUGUAAAUUAGGGUCCCUACACAGCCAGAGUGUAUGUAUCCAAUAUGAAUAUAUCAAUCAAUAUCAAUGAAUCAGUAUCUGUGAAUCCUCGCCGCAUCCAACACUGAAACGAAACGCAAUUCAACGAACUAAUCAAAAAAAAAAAGCAUAUAACUAUUCUCUCUCUUCUCUCUCUCUUUCUUCUAUAUCUCUCUUUUUUAUAUUCUUUUUUUGUAAGAGUCUUUCUUUUUUUUCAAUAUAUAUACUAUAUAUGUUUGUUCCGCCCAAAAACGACUUGGUAGAGAUCAAGAGAUGCCCAACUUAGAGUUAACUAUUACAACUACCAAACUACUACUACUACUACUACCAAAGCAACAAAUCUAAGAUCGCUUCUAACAAAUAUUGCCGAUUGCAACGUCGUCGCGAUUCUCCGAAAACCUCCUAGAGAUUGGGUCACCGUCUUCAUAGUGUGCUGCGCCAAAAUGCCUUGGACUGUCCAUGACACAGUGCCUGAGAUAUAUUUAUAAUGAUUGUCAUCCAAAAAGUAAAACACAUAACUACUGCUCGAAUCAUAUGUGGUCCGAACUGUUGUCUGAUAGAACAAUAUUUUAUAGCAUAAUACUAAACAAUAUCAUGCUGCAGUUUGAUAUCCAAAAGUAGUCAACAGAAAACUGCAAUUAUAAUACAUAAAUUUAGAGUAGAUUUAUAUUUGAGAAAAAGAAAAUUAAAAGCCAAAGAAAAAUACACACACUACAUGAACAAGAUUAAGGUACGGCGGAAAAACUUAACCAAACUUAAAACAUAUUGUUGCUCUUAUUAUCGUUUCAGCGUCUUGUUUUCUUUUUAUUUUUCUCUUUUUUAUCACUGAGCAAAUGUAAUGUGUGACCCUUCAAGUCAAUAUACCACGCCCCCUCAACUCAUGGAAAACCGUAUCGAAAAACGCACAUCUAAGGCAAGUCAGCGGAUUCGAAAAUUCCCUACCUUUCGCAGCCACUGUAUGAUCUGAAACAGACGGGCGAUGUGAAAUUUGGACCUGGCACACGUUCCGCCCUAUUGGGACUCCUGGGUGGUGCACUGCCCAAGCUGACGUCCGAGCAGCAUGAUCUGGUCAGCAAGGCCAAGAAAUAUGCCAUGGAGCAGAGCAUCAAAAUGGUGCUAAUGAAGCAAACGCUGGCCCACCAGCAGCAACAGUUGGCCACCCAACGUACCCAGGUGCAGCGACAACAGGCCUUGGCUCUUAUGUGCAGAGUCUAUGUGGGCAGCAUUUCGUUUGAGCUCAAGGAGGACACCAUACGUGCCGCUUUCACACCGUUUGGACCCAUCAAAUCGAUCAACAUGUCAUGGGAUCCCAUUACACAGAAGCACAAGGGAUUCGCCUUUGUCGAGUACGAAAUUCCCGAGGGCGCACAGCUGGCAUUGGAGCAAAUGAAUGGUGCGCUCAUGGGUGGCCGAAAUAUUAAAGUGGGCCGACCAAGUAAUAUGCCACAGGCGCAACAAGUCAUCGAUGAGGUGCAGGAGGAGGCCAAGAGCUUCAAUCGCAUCUACGUUGCGUCCAUACAUCCCGAUUUGUCCGAGGAGGACAUCAAGAGUGUGUUUGAGGCCUUUGGACCCAUUCUAUACUGCAAACUGGCGCAGGGCACAUCGGUGCAUUCGCACAAGGGUUACGGCUUCAUCGAGUAUGCCAACAAACAGGCCAUGGACGAAGCCAUUGCCAGCAUGAAUCUCUUUGACUUGGGUGGUCAAUUGUUAAGAGUUGGACGCUCGAUUACGCCACCGAAUGUGUUGUCCUGUCCCGCAACAAAUUCAACGAUGCCAACGGCAGCUGCAGUCGCCGCUGCCGCAGCCACAGCAAAGAUUCAAGCGCUGGAUGCGGUCGCCAGCAAUGCAGUCUUGGGACUGGCGCAGAAUACACCCGGUCUUGGCAUUGCAGCCAAAGUGAAUGCCAUGCCAGUGAUCACGGCAGCGACUACAGCAGCUGCUUUGCAUCCAGCGCUUGCAGUGCCCGCAGCUCCAACCUCGGCACUAUUGCCACCUGGCAUCUAUCAGGCUCCUGGUCUGGGUGGACCCAGUUUGUUGGGUGUGCCAGCCGGCUUGCCUACGCUACAAAGUGUGGCACCCACACUGCCGCCACCUGCGCUGCUUGCCACGCCACCAACUGUCGCUUUAGCCGCCGCCGCCGCCGCAGCACAAGUAGCAGCUCCUGUUGCAGCACCACCAACGACUGUUGUAGAGACCAGCAAUGGUGGAGCACCAGCCGCCUUAUCUGCAGCAGCGAAUAAUGCAGCUGCCACGGCAGCGAAUUUAUCGGAGAACAUUAAGAAGGCACAGGAAAAACAGCAGGAGGAACUCCAGAAGAAGCUGAUGGAUGAGGGCGAUGUGCAGACGCUGCAGCAACAAGAGAACAUGUCCAUUAAAGGUCAGAGUGCACGCCAGCUGGUGAUGCAGCGGCUAAUGCGUCCACAGGAUUCGCGUGUCAUCAUCUUAAGGAAUAUGGUCGGACCCGACGAUGUGGACGAGACGCUGCAGGAGGAGAUUCAGGAAGAAUGCAGCAAAUUUGGUACCGUUAGCCGCGUGAUUAUAUUCAACGAAAAACAAACGGAAAACGAGGACGAUGACGAAGCCGAGAUUAUAGUGAAAAUCUUUGUAGAAUUCUCAGCGGGAGUCGAGGCGAAUCGUGGCAAGGAGGCGCUGCAUGGUCGUUUCUUUGGUGGACGUCGCGUUGUCGCUGAGCUUUAUGACCAAGCGCUCUUCGAUCAGGGCGAUCUCUCGGGUUAAAUGGAUGGACAGAGGUCAGAACGGAGGGAAGCGAGAGGAUAAUAAAUUCGAUUGUAUCUUUAUUAGGCUUACGAACCUGGACCUUUAUCUGGCAACAACAGCCUUUUUUACUUAGAACUUAAAAACGAACAAUGAAUUAUUUAUUAUACGUUUGGCGCCGAGCGAUGUCACGUCACAAGCAGCCACAAUGCCAAGGAGAUUGUAUAUUUGAACAGAAUCUAUGGAUUGAGAAGAGCAGAGAGCACACACAGUAUCUAUUACAUAAAAUAAUAAUAAUGCGCUAGAAUGGCCAAUUGAUUAUUCGAGUGAUUUAGAGUUUAACAACAAUCCCACAAGAUAAGCAAUUUGUCGCCAAUUCUGUAUAAAUUAAGUAAGCGAUGUGCAUGUGAUCAAUUUUGCAGCACGGUCGAAAUUUGUUUCUGUCGCAUACAAAUAACACAACUAACAAAAUGUACAUUUUAUUCAUUUCAGCGCUUCAAAACUUACAAUAAAAUAUGAUUUCCAAUAAA